This is a messenger RNA of Cannabis sativa, 1647 nucleotides long. Its product is annotated as 2-methyl-6-phytyl-1,4-hydroquinone methyltransferase, chloroplastic. The transcript has 3 exons. The record is from RefSeq and is a predicted model, not a curated record. Gene Ontology annotation, molecular function: 2-methyl-6-phytyl-1,4-benzoquinone methyltransferase activity. Gene Ontology annotation, biological process: methylation. Lineage: Eukaryota; Viridiplantae; Streptophyta; Magnoliopsida; Rosales; Cannabaceae. The coding region runs from base 403 to 1452 and encodes 349 amino acids.
CUAUCCGGACAAAAAACCAGAGGAGUGGACAACAAAGGCUGAUGGUGAAAUUAGUGAGCUAAAUUUUUCUUUACUCAUAAAAUUGUCAAAACGUUGUCAAUUACACUUUCUAACAGAUGUUGGGUUGUGGUCUUCUGAGUCUGACGACGCCAUUACCUGCCUAACACGUGACCCCAUUUUAUCCAGAAUCAUGAAGCUCCUAGUGACGCUGCUGUAACUUGUUUGUUCUGUUCUUUGGAUCUUCUUUUUUCAUUACAUGUAUUCAUCCAUGAUCCAUGUAUUCAUCCAUGAUCCAUGUCUCUCAUGCUUAUUAUCACUUCUUAAGUUUCUUCAUCUGAGAGUGUAUUUCCAGUCUUUACAAUAAAACUAUAUACCCGUCUUUGGUUUUGAGUUUCUCCUCUAAUGGCUCUUCCAGUGCUUAACAGAGCUGAAAAGCUCAACCCCAUUAUAGAGCUAGGCUACAAUGGAAUUAACUUCCACCAUAGAUGCUUCCUUGAGAAGGGUUUUUCGUCUCAUGGCAGAAUUUACCAGACCAGAAGAUUAAUGCCCAAAUGCAGUUUAUCAUCGUCAAGACCAGCUUCUCAGCCUAGGUUCAUUCAACACAAGAAAGAAGCUUUCUGGUUCUACAGGUUCUUAUCCAUAGUGUAUGAUCAUAUCAUAAAUCCUGGCCACUGGACUAAGGAUAUGAGAGACGAUGCACUUGAGCUAGUUGAGCUAAACAAUAGGAAUUUGACUGUCGUAGAUGUUGGUGGAGGAACUGGGUUUACGACACUUGGGAUAGUUAGGCAUGUUGAUGCUAAAAAUGUUACAAUUCUUGAUCAGUCUCCUCACCAACUUGCCAAGGCUAAGCAGAAGGAACCCUUGAAAGAAUGCAAGAUAAUUGAAGGUGAUGCCGAGGACCUCCCAUUUCCAACUGAUUAUGCUGAUAGAUAUGUUUUAGCUGCGAGUAUUGAGGACUGGCCUGAUCCACAACGUGGGAUCAAAGAAGCAUACAGGGUGUUAAAGAUAGGAGGGACAGCUUGUAUCAUAGGUCCUGUGUACCCAACCUUCUGGCUGUCUCGUUUUUUUGAAGACGUAUGGAUGCUCUUCCCGAAGGAAGAGAAGUACAUUGAGUGGUUUAAAAAAGAUGGUUUCAGUAAUGUUAAAUUGAAAAGAAUUUGUCCAAAAUGGUGUCGUGGUGUUCGUCGUCAUGGAUUGAUUAUGGGUUGCUCUGUGACUGGUGUGAAGCAUUGUUCUGGGGAGUCGGGACUCACCUCUUCAGGUAAAUUGUUUCUUCUUUACAUUAUCAUCAUCAAGCUUGGUCCAAAGGCAGAGGAUGUGAAGAAGCCAGUAAAUCCAUUAACGUUCCUUCUGCGAUUACUUCUCGGUGUAACUGCAACAACUUAUUUUGCGUUGGUUCCAAUUUACAUGUGGAUAAAAGAUAAGAUUGUGCCGAAAGGAAUGCCUAUAUGAAAUGGAUGAAAAUGGAACAUGAUUGAUACUUCCUCUAUAUUCUGGUGACUGCUUGCGGGUAGUUCUUUCUUGGUUUAAUCUGUUUAACAUUUUCUUCCCUUGUUAAUAUGUUAGAUAUUUUGAUUUUGUAUGCUUUGAUUUUCUUGUACAGCAUAUGCUUCAUUAAGGCAAGGAUAAUUUUCCCUGCUUGCUUUA